GGGGCGGGGGUGGCUCAGUGCAAAGUGCAUCCCGAAAGCCCCCUGCCUGGAGUCCCCGCGGCUGGCACUUCGGACCCUGAAUGACCUGGGACCUCGCUGCCCCGAGACCUCCCGUGUCCCCUCGUAGCUGGGAGCCUCCGGCCCGGAGCGCGGCAGCCCCCUGCUCCGAGCCCUCAGACGGGGACUGCCCCCCCACACGAGCCGGGACUUCCUCCCUGCACCCCUGCCCCGAGGCUGCCCGGCGGCUAGGACCGCCGCUUCCAGUCUGCUCGGCAGUCUGGAUGCUCGCCGGGCUGGGGCCGUGAGGCAUCGAGGAGGAUCAAGAACACCCGUGUCUGGCCCUGCCUGGGCUGUUUCUUCAAUGGAGAAGUUGGUGAGUGUGGAGGAGGCUGAAAGAAAGAAGAGAAGCAGCAGCUGAGGAGACAGGUUUGAGCUGGCUGGCUAGGGGAGGCGAGAGAGCAGGAACGGGGCUGCCCACCCACCAGAGAAGCAGCAAAGAGCCUCUGACCAGCAUCCUCCAUAAAGGUUAAGAAAGAGCUCAUUGACACCGGAAUCUGGACACACUCUGAGCCCCCUACUCACGAUGCUGUAUGUGCACAAUGGUUAUUAGGCAAUCCACGUAUCAGGAAAAGGGGCAUUCUUCCCGUAAGGCUGAUCCCUGUGACCUAAUGAAUCCUUUGUAAAAAGUGGACUCAGCUAGGAUGUUACACCACCAUUGUCGAAGGAACCCUGAACUCCAGGAAGAGUUGCAGAUUCAAGCUGCAGUGGCUGCCGGGGAUGUUCACACGGUACGAAAGAUGUUAGAACAAGGCUAUUCUCCAAAUGGCCGGGAUGCUAAUGGCUGGACCCUGCUUCAUUUCUCUGCAGCAAGAGGAAAGGAAAGAUGUGUUCGAGUAUUUCUAGAACAUGGAGCUGAUCCCACAGUUAAGGACUUAAUCGGAGGCUUCACUGCACUUCAUUACGCAGCCAUGCAUGGCCGGGCCCGGAUUGCACGCCUGAUGUUAGAAUCUGAAUACAGGAGCGACAUUAUUAAUGCAAAAAGCAAUGAUGGCUGGACUCCCCUUCAUGUGGCUGCUCACUAUGGUAGGGACUCAUUUGUCCGACUCCUACUGGAGUUCAAGGCUGAGGUCGACCCGCUCAGUGAUAAAGGUACAACACCGCUUCAGCUCGCCAUUAUCCGAGAGAGGUCAAGCUGUGUGAAAAUCCUCCUGGACCACAAUGCCAACAUCGACAUUCAGAACGGUUUCCUGUUGCGAUAUGCUGUGAUCAAAAGCAAUCACUCUUAUUGCCGAAUGUUCCUUCAGAGAGGAGCAGACACAAACUUGGGUCGCUUAGAAGAUGGACAGACUCCUUUACAUUUGUCUGCCCUUAGGGAUGAUGUGCUUUGUGCACGGAUGUUAUAUAAUUAUGGAGCGGACACAAACACAAGGAACUAUGAAGGACAGACCCCACUGGCUGUUUCAAUAAGCAUUUCUGGAAGUAGUCGACCGUGUUUGGAUUUCUUACAAGAAGUCACAAGACAGCCCAGAAACUUGCAGGACCUGUGCCGAAUUAAAAUUCGACAAUGUAUAGGCCUUCAAAACCUAAAGCUACUUGAUGAACUACCAAUUGCCAAGGUCAUGAAAGACUACUUAAAACACAAAUUUGAUGAUAUCUGAUAUACACAGAACUGUGAGCAAGAUUAGGAGUUA
Molecule: messenger RNA, 1691 nt
Organism: Eubalaena glacialis (North Atlantic right whale)
Lineage: Eukaryota; Metazoa; Chordata; Mammalia; Artiodactyla; Balaenidae
Gene: ASB7
Product: ankyrin repeat and SOCS box containing 7
Exons: 6
Coding region: 702-1658 (318 amino acids)
Biological process (GO): intracellular signal transduction
Molecular function (GO): protein binding
Source: RefSeq, a predicted model, not a curated record